Panicum virgatum (switchgrass) is the source of this 5366-nucleotide messenger RNA. Its product is annotated as putative UDP-rhamnose:rhamnosyltransferase 1. Lineage: Eukaryota; Viridiplantae; Streptophyta; Magnoliopsida; Poales; Poaceae. The record is from RefSeq and is a predicted model, not a curated record. Gene Ontology annotation, molecular function: UDP-glycosyltransferase activity. The coding region runs from base 2775 to 4232 and encodes 485 amino acids. The transcript is spliced from 9 exons.
AUCUUCGCAUCUUCGCAUCAUCUUCAGUCUUUUUCCCACCGCCGUCUCGUGCUCCCCUGCUCUCCUCCCCGCCGCCGACCCACCUCUCCUCCUCCCUGCCCUCCCCAUCCCCGGCUCCUCCUCCUCCUCCUUCCUCCUCCCCGCCGCCAACGCAGCAACCGAGCUCGGCGCCGGCGCCAUGCGGGCCGUCCUCCUCUUUUUCCCCUCCUUCCCGCCGCCGACAGCGCGCCGCUCGCGCGUCGCCAUACCCGUCUCCGGCUCCUCCUCCUUCCCACCGCCUCCUACCCGCCGUCGACCAGCUCAAAUCGAGUCCCUUGCCCUCUGAUUGAACUCUCCAAUUUAUCUUUUCUACUUCCCCUGCACUAGGAGCUCUUCCUGUACUUUUCCCCUUACCUCUUUUUUUUUAGAUCUGUUACUAACAGCUUUGUUUUGCACAGAUUCUACGCAUCCGGUAGCUGCGUGUUCGGGGUCCAUCCUCUUCAGUUAGCAUCAGCAGGUUGGUCUCCAGGCUUGUUGUUCUUGUAAUGUUAUUUCAGUCUGCGUUUUUACUGUUUAGGCCCCCGUCCAAGAUGAACUUCCCCUUUUGUUCGUCCAUGUACAUAGCGUCAGAUUCGAACUACCUAAACCGGAGUCACCACGGCAGCAUUUAGAAUUCCUCUGCAGGAAACUAGGUGCUUCAGAUUUGGUGUAUCUUUGCUACAGGGACCACGGCUGAAUCUCCUUUGUACUGACUUGCCCUUCGAUUUGAAGUGCUUGCUUAACGAAUCUUGCACUGCCCUUUCACGUAGUAUGCGUGUUUAGUGUGUUCCAAGGAGACAAUUUAAUUUGCACCUGUCACAGCAAAACAAGAUGCCAAGGAGACAAUUGAUCCUUCCAGGAAUAUUGGUUUAGAACCUUCAAAUAACAGCACGCAUGAUACUAACACUAUGGGCUUUACCAAGUUACAGGUAAGUUGUUGUUUAAAAUUCGAGAAUGUCUAACUCCCCUUCUGAUAUUUUGGCAAUUACAUGUCGAAUAAUUUUCUGGUGUUUUCCUUGAGCACAACGUCGAGGUCACCUAUCAGCUACUGGCAUUAUUUCCACAUUGAAUAAAAACCAUUCAAGAUGUGAGAAUGGAAGUACAACACAACUGCUAGGCUGCUAAGAAGAUUGCUGAUGCAAAGCUUACUACGGAUUUCCAAACAAUCCUCAAAGAAUUCCAGAAAGCUCAACGGUUAGCAGUAGAGACAGAAGCUGCAUAUGCACCUUUUUUUUUCUCAAGCAGGUCUGCCACAGAGGUAAUUUGAGGCAUAUAUUUUUAUGCUUUGUUGCUAUAGUGCAAGGGGUUUUUUUCCUUAUUCAAGAUGAAUUGAAUGCCAUGUAGUUGAUUCAUUAUCCAUUUCUAGCCUUCCUGGUAGUCCUGAAAAGUAGAAUGCCUACAAACUAUAUCAGCAUCUGUUAGAAUAACAAAAGUCCAAUUAACGAAAUGAUCACGUUUUUUGCCGGCCAGCUGUUAAGUGCAGUAAGAUUCCCAUUAACAUCGCAAAGAUGCAUAUAGGAAAUCGAGUUAAUUAUAAUAAACAGUUUGUGGUGGCUUUUAGGACUUACUGUUCUCAACCAACUGUCCUCAGUUUUAUCAAUCCUGGCAUAUCUUCACACUUCCACAGCAUAUUUAAGGGGUAUUGUAAAUUCUGGUGCAAAGUUAUCCAACAAUUGAAAGCUAAUCCAACCUGCCAUAGAAAAGUUAUUUUGAUCCAAACACUCUUGAAAAAUUAUUUUGAAGCAGAAGGGCAUCUUUCUUUUGCUCCUGGCUUCUAGCAUUGCUUCUAUACAAGGAAGUCUCAUGUUUUCAGUUCGAGGCUUCAGAGUUAAUGGGAAUGACUCUUUGAAGGUAGGCUCUACUAAUUUAGCUUCUCUUCUAUAAAGAUUCUUAUAGCUAAUUGUACCUUUCUGUUUUAAUUAACCCACACCAUCUUAUAUUCAACUGCCAUGUGAGCGCAUACAGCAUCGCAGCCUGACAGGCCAUCUGACCAACCAGAGCAUCUGAACCUCAUUGUUUGCCACCUCUUCUUUUGACUUCUUUGCUUCUCACCCUGCUAGCUUCCUGUCUGCUCUGACUUCUUUCCUCCUUUAUCAGAACAGAUCUGUGUGAACACCAGGAAAAGAUACAAGACGCUGUGAAGUCUUGUCAGCAGAAGUACACAUUGCAUCAGCUUUAUACCUCAGCCCACCAUGGAAUCACCAACUUUAGGUUAACUACUUCCAUAUGUUACUCCGCCUGUACUGAUUUGAUGUUCUCCUUCGGCUUACAAGGAAGUAGGAGACAUCUACUUUGAUGACCAGUGUUUCAGAGCCAAAGGGCAGCAGAACAGACUCUUUUAAGCAGUGCCAUCAAAUGUUCUGAAAAAUGUGUUUGUGGGUGUUACUUAGUUUCCUAGAUUUGCUACUGAAUUCUAAUAUAGUUCACAAGGAACCAUGUAUUAUGGAGUAACAAACGUUGCGAGUCACUUUGGAGGUGGCUCUAUAGGUACCAUAAGUGCAAAAUAAAAUGGUCAAAACAUUUAGCUCCAGUGUGCUCAUUCAGGUCAAGCUCUACACAAGGGUGCAUAAAUAAGCAAUGAUUAUCUCUAACAAGCAGUGACUGCCAGUCUGCCAGCACGCUCCCCCUAUAUCAUCCGGCAAACCGAGAGCCCAACCACCACAGCGCGACGACACCUCGUUGGUAGCUAGCUCAGCUAGCCAGCUCCGAUCUGGCGAUCUCCCAGGCACGAGGCUGAGCCGGCGAGCGCGCGGGCGAUGGCUGGGGCGGACGGCGCGGUCGUCUCCUCCUCCUCCUCCUCCUCCCGGCAGUGGGAGAUGCACGUCGUGAUCUUCCCGUGGCUCGCGUUCGGGCACCUGCUCCCGGGCCUGGAGCUCGCGCAGCGCCUGGCGUCGCGCGGGCACCGCGUGUCGUUGGUGUCCACCCCGCGGAACCUCGCGCGGCUCCCGCCGGUGCCGCCCGCGCUGGCGCCGCGCGUGGACCUCGUGGCGCUCCCGCUCCCGCGCCUGGACGGCCUCCCCGACGGCGCCGAGUCCACCAACGACCUGCCGUCCGCCGCCUUCGAGCUCCACCGGAAGGCGUUCGACGGCCUCGCCGCGCCCUUCUCCGCGUUCCUCGACGCCGCGUGCGCGCAGGGUCCUGGGAGCAGGCCCGACUGGGUCCUCCUCGACAACUUCCAUCACUGGGCUGCCGCCGCCGCCGUUGACCGAAAGGUUCCAUGCGCGAUGCUCCUGCACUUGCCCGCGACCAUCUUUGCCGCGCUCGCCGACGCCGCCCAGACACGGCCCGAGCUGGCUGGCCCUGGCGAUGGGCAACAACAGCACGAAGCCACCGGAGACGGACAGCCGGCGGCGGAGGCUCCGAGGUUCGAGGCGGAGCAGAACAGGAACUUGUACAGCACCGAAGGCGCCUCGGGGAUCUCCGUCGGGCAGCGCUUCUUCCUAACCAUGCGGUGCUGCAGCUUCGUCGGCCUGCGGACCUGCGCCGAGCUGGAGCCGGAGGCCCUGUCUCGCCUCCCCACGCUCUUCGGCAAGCCGCUCGUCCCCUUCGGCCUCCUCCCGCCGUCGCCCGACGGAGCCCGCGCCGCCGGUAAGGACGCCGGCGACGCCAUCGUCCCGUGGCUGGACGCGCAGCCGGCGGAGGCGGUCGUGUACGUCGCGUUGGGGAGCGAAGUGCCCCUGAGCAUCGAGCUGGUGCACGAGCUGGCUCUCGGGCUGGAGCUCGCCGGGUUCCCCUUCCUCUGGGCUCUGAGGAAGCCCGCCGGCGCCGGUGACGCGGACAUCCUCCCGCCGGGCUUCGAGGAGCGCACGCGCGGCCGUGGGCUCGUCGCCAUGGGGUGGGUUCCGCAGAUCAGCAUCCUGGCGCACGGUGCCGUCGGCGCGUUCCUGACGCACUGCGGGUGGAACUCCACCAUCGAGGGGCUUCUGUUCGGGCGCCCUCUGAUCAUGCUCCCGAUCCAUGGCGACCAGGGGUCGAACGCGCGGUUGAUGGAGGAGCGGCAGAUCGGAGUGCAAGUGCCGAGGGAUGAAGAGGACGGGUCAUUCGACCGCCAUGCCGUCGCGAGGGCAGUCCGUGCCGUCAUGUCCAAGGAUGAAAGCAGGGAGACCUUUGUGGCCAACGCGAAGAAGCUGCGAGAGAUCGUGGCGGACAGGACGUGCCAGGAGAGAUGCAUUGACGAAUUCGUCGAGCGCUUGAGAUCCUCCUGCAUUGAGUGAAGAGAUUGGCCACGGCCUAAUGGGUUUGUGGCCUUGCGGGAGUUGGAUGAAGCGCGGCACGAUGUUGAACGUGAAAUGGCCAAACGGAUUCUUCACCACAUGCAGCCCGUGCGCGUGCACCUGGUUAAAGAUGCUCUCUUUGGACAAGUCAUCAGUGGCAUCCACAUGCUUGUACGGUGCCACAAGCCAGGGGAGCAGCGGACUGCAAGCAGGGGCGAAGUCACGUUGGAGUUGCCGAGUGCACAUGCACUACAAAAAAAAAAUCAGUGACUAGCAUCAAAAUUUUACCGGGGACAAGGUCUUUUUUACAUGUGUAUAUUGAGGUAUGCACUCGGUCUUGUACUCCUCUAUGCUCUAACUUCACCCGUGACAACAAAGCAUACUCCCAACAACUGUCGGAUCUAGAAUGUGAAGGAGGGGUUUAUUUUCCUCCUCUCCUUCUUCCUGGUAAGGGGGCUCCACCCACCCUGGAGACGCAUUGGCGAGCAAGAUGGAUUGGGAGAUGUACAACUUUGCGGGCGGGAGCGCGAGGGACGAGGCGGUGGUACGGUGAGAAGUAGUCCAUCUUGGUCGCCAUUGCCACCGGGGCUACCACGGGUCCCACUACAGCCGCGCAUGCCAUGCUCGACCUCUUUGCACUAGCGCUCCAUGAACUCGCCCGAGCCCUUGGACACACUCUUCGUGCUUUAACUUCUUCGCCGCGUCCAUUGUGCUGCGCAGAUGAGGGGGGCGGGCAGAGCUUGGGCGUUUCCAAUGGAGGCUGGCGAUGGCACACCAAUUCCCAGUCGGAGAGCCGGUGAAACGAUUAGGGAACGGAGGCGGGCGGUGGAGGAGCAAGUGGGAAGGGUGCUUGCAAGAGAAGUCAGACGAGAAAGACUAGUGGGCGGUGGAUUUGGUGAGCAAGCUCGGCUCGAUCUUGUGUCCCAGCAGAAGAGGAAGGGAAAAAAAUGGGAGUGAGAGGUGCUCAGGGACCUACAAGUGAAGAUGAUAUUAAUUAGAGGGAUUUUUUAUAUGUUCGUCAACAUAGCAUUCCAUGUUAGUAUUGGACAUUUGCGUGACGCAUUUUAUAGCUAAGAUGGACCUCUUGAGAGAGUUUGUGGAUCCAAAUAUAUGUUUUGAGAGUUUAGAGAUCUA